AUGACCACCCUCAACAUUGGCGUCUUCAUGCCUAACGGCGCGCAACUCCUAGACAUGGCAGCGGUCGACCUCUUUGGCGUAAUGGACAAGUCGUACCUGGAAGCCGUCCAGGCCAUGCUCCCCGACGAAGCGCUGUGGGCCGUGGCCCCCAUCACCAAGUUCCACUAUAUCACGACCCGCGCCGUGGGAUCGCACAUCCAGCUCACGUCGGGUGUGUCCCUCAAGACGACGAGCUUCUACGAUGAGGAAACCGUUGCCCCAGGGAGACUAGACGUUGUCGUGGUCCCUGGGCCAGACCCCGCGAGCACGUACGAGCAGGGCGCGCUGGACUGGCUCCGUCGCCACGCUGAGACGUCAGGCGUGGACAUCCUGAGCAUCUGCACGGGAUUAUACGUCUGUGCUGCGGCGGGGGUUGCCGAUGGCAAGAAGGCUUCUGGCCCGCGAACGUCGCAGGCGGAUCUGAACAGCAAGUUUCCCAAUAUCAAGCUUGUGGGGGAUAGAUAUCGGUGGGUGCAGGAUGGGAAUUUUUGGUCUAGCGGUCAUGUCACCAAUGGCAACGACAUGGUUGCUGCGUAUGCCAGGGCUAGUCCACGAUGGGAAUCCCCUCUUGUCGAGUUUGGACUUUCUGUCAUUGGGACUGGAGACCGCCCUCAAUUAUAUGAGUAG
Molecule: messenger RNA, 666 nt
Organism: Geosmithia morbida
Lineage: Eukaryota; Fungi; Ascomycota; Sordariomycetes; Hypocreales; Bionectriaceae
Product: DJ-1/PfpI family
Exons: 2
Coding region: 1-666 (221 amino acids)
Source: RefSeq, a predicted model, not a curated record